AUGGGCCAGUUAGGGACUAAGGGUAAAAAGCUCUUUUCCCUUAUGGAUAUGAAACCUCCCAUCUCUCGAGCCAAGAUGAUUCUCAUCACUAAAGCUGCUAUUAAAGCUAUUAAGCUUUAUAAGCAUGUAGUUCAAAUAGUAGAAAAGUUCAUCAAAAAGUGUAAACCAGAAUACAAGGUUCCAGGAUUAUAUGUAAUUGAUUCAAUUGUAAGACAGUCUCGUCAUCAAUUUGGAACUGAUAAAGAUGUUUUUGGGCCAAGAUUCUCUAAAAACAUUACUGCCACAUUCCAAUAUUUAUAUCUUUGUCCAUCUGAAGAUAAGAGUAAAAUAGUUCGAGUACUGAACCUUUGGCAAAAAAAUGGAGUGUUUAAAAUUGAAAUUAUUCAGCCUCUUUUGGACAUGGCAGCAGGAGCCAGUAAUGCUGCCCCAGUUGCAGAGAGUGUUACUAAUAAUGAAGGUUCACCUCCACCUCCAGUAAAAGUUUCUUCUGAACCCCCACAAGUCACUACAAACUCAGUAGCAGCUGUGCCACAAUUGCCCAGCUCUGACGCUUUCGCUGCUGUAGCCCAACUAUUUCAGACAACUCAAGGGCAACAGCUUCAGCAGAUCCUUCAGACUUUUCAACAACCUCCAAAACCACAAUCUCCCGCCAUUGACAAUGCUGUGAUGGCUCAGGUUCAAGCUAUCACAGCUCAGUUAAAGACAGCUCCUACACAGCCACCUGAACAAAAAGCUGCUUUCCCCCCACCUGAACAAAAAACUGCAUUUGACAAGAAGCUGCUUGAUAGAUUUGAUUAUGAUGAUGAGCCAGAAGCUGUGGAAGAAUCAAAGAAAGAAGAGGCGGCAGUAGCCACUGCCACCGCCGCCGCCGCCGCCAUCACCACCCCUCCUGCUGUUGCCCCUCCUGCUCCUGCUGCUGCCCCCACUGCUGCCCCCACUGCUGCCACUCCCACUGCUUCUCCACCUCCACAGACACCAUUUGGAUUUCCUGGUGAUGGCAUGCAACAGCCAGCCUAUACACAGCAUCAAAAUAUGGAUCCGUUUCAACCUCGAAUGAUGGGAAUACAACAGGAUCCACUGCACCAUCAGGUUCCGCUUCCUCCUAAUGGACAAAUGCCAGCAUUUGGACUUCUUCCUACACCUCCUUUUCCCCCUAUGGCUCAGCCUGUGAUUCCUCCAACUCCACCAGUGCAGCAGCCUUUCCAGGCUUCUUUCCAGGCACAGAACGAACCACCUACCCAGAAGGCACAUCAACAGGAAAUGGAAGUAGAACAGCCUUGUAUUCAAGAGGUUAAGCGGCAUAUGUCUGAAAACAGAAAGUCAAGAUCUAGGUCAGCAUCCAGGUCACCAAAAAGAAGAAGAUCUAGAUCUGGUUCUAGAUCACGAAGAUCUCGCCAUCGGCGGUCUCGAUCUCGAUCCAGGGAUAGACGCCGACAUUCUCCUAGAUCUCGAUCCCAAGAACGACGGGAUCGAGAAAAAGAAAGGGAACGCCGACAGAAAGGUCUUCCUCAAAUCAAACCAGAAACUGCAAGUGUUUGUAGUACUACACUCUGGGUGGGACAGCUGGACAAACGGACAACGCAGCAGGAUGUUGCCAGUCUCUUAGAAGAAUUUGGUCCAAUUGAAUCAAUUAAUAUGAUUCCUCCCAGGGGUUGUGCCUAUAUUGUCAUGGUUCAUAGGCAUGAUGCUUAUCGUGCCCUGCAGAAACUGAGCCGAGGAAACUACAAAGUGAACCAGAAAUCCAUAAAGAUUGCCUGGGCCUUAAACAAAGGAAUAAAGGCUGAUUAUAAGCAGUAUUGGGAUGUAGAACUUGGUGUUACGUAUAUUCCAUGGGACAAAGUCAAGCCUGAGGAGCUGGAAGGUUUUUGUGAAGGAGGAAUGUUGGACAGUGAUACACUUAACCCAGAUUGGAAAGGAAUUCCCAAGAAGCCUGAAAAUGAAGUUGCUCAAAAUGGAGGUGCAGAAAGCUCACACACAGAACCAGUAUCGCCCAUACCUAAAGCGUUGCCUGUUCCUGUCCCUCCUAUUCCUGUUCCUACACCUAUAACAGUACCACCUCCACAGGUCCCACCACAUCAGCCUGGUCCUCCUGUAGUUGGUACGCUCCAGCCACCUACUUUCACCCCUCCUUUGGGAAUCCCUCCUCCAGGCUUUGGCCCUGGUGUUCCUCCUCCUCCACCACCACCACCAUUUUUGCGCCCAGGAUUCAACCCAAUGCAUUUACCACCAGGUUUUCUUCCUCCUGGGCCCCCACCUCCUAUAACUCCACCAGUAUCCAUUCCUCCUCCUCACACUCCACCAAUAAGCAUCCCAAACUCUACUAUCGCUGGUAUAAAUGAAGACACUACAAAAGACUUAUCUAUUGGAAAUCCCAUUCCAACAGUGGUGUCUGGGGCUAGAGGAAACGCCGAGUCUGGUGACAGUGUGAAAAUGUACGGUUCUGCUGUGCCACCUGCUGCUCCCACGAAUCUGCCCACCCCUCCUGUAACCCAGCCUGUCUCACUUCUUGGCACUCAAGGAGUUGCACCUGGUCCUGUGAUUGGGCUUCAAGCACCAUCUACUGGUCUUCUUGGUGCGCGACCUGGUCUGAUCCCACUCCAGCGGCCUCCAGGAAUGCCUCCACCUCAUCUACAGCGAUUUCCCUUGAUGCCCCCCCGUCCUAUGCCACCACAUAUGAUGCAUAGAGGGCCACCCCCAGGACCAGGGGGCUUUGGAAUGCCUCCACCACACGGAAUGAAAGGUCCCUUUCCACCACAUGGCCCCUUCGUUAGGCCUGGGGGAAUGCCAGGGCUCGGGGGCCCAGGCCCAGGCCCAGGGGGCCCUGAAGACAGAGAUGGAAGGCAGCCACAACCACAGCAGCAGCAACCGCCGCCCCCACAACCACAGCAACAGCCGCCGCCAUCACAACCACCACCAACACAGCAGCAACCACAGCAGUUUAGGAAUGAUAAUAGGCAGCAGUUUAAUUCAGGUAGAGACCAAGAAAGGUUUGGAAGAAGAUCUUUUGGAAAUAGGGUGGAAAAUGAUCGAGAGCGGUAUGGGAAUCGGAAUGAUGAUAGAGAUAACAGUAAUCGAGAAAGGCGAGAGUGGGGAAGGAGGAGCCCUGACCGGGACAGGCACAGAGACUUGGAAGAAAGAAAUAGACGCUCUAGUGGGCAUCGAGACAGAGAGAGAGAUUCUAGAGAUAGAGAGUCUCGUAGAGAGAAAGAAGAAAACCGAGGAAAGGAAAAGCCUGAGGUGACAGACAGGGCAGGUGGUAACAAAACCACUGAACCUCCCAUUAGUCAAGUGGGAAAUGUAGACACUGUUUCAGAACUUGAUAAGGGGGAAUCUGCGGCUGCAGUUGUAAAACCUUCUGAAGAGUCACCUGCUGAGGCUACCUCAUCCGUUGAACCUGAAAAGGAUUCUGGCUCAGCAGCAGAGGCUCCUCGUUAG
Chrysochloris asiatica (Cape golden mole) is the source of this 3435-nucleotide messenger RNA. RefSeq names its product SR-related CTD-associated factor 4 (gene SCAF4). Gene Ontology annotation, cellular component: nucleus. Gene Ontology annotation, molecular function: RNA polymerase II C-terminal domain phosphoserine binding; RNA binding. The record is from RefSeq and is a predicted model, not a curated record. Lineage: Eukaryota; Metazoa; Chordata; Mammalia; Afrosoricida; Chrysochloridae. Gene Ontology annotation, biological process: negative regulation of termination of RNA polymerase II transcription, poly(A)-coupled. The transcript has 20 exons. Bases 1 to 3435 code for a protein of 1144 amino acids.